This is a messenger RNA of Nelumbo nucifera (sacred lotus), 2415 nucleotides long. Its product is annotated as anaphase-promoting complex subunit 8-like. Gene Ontology annotation, cellular component: anaphase-promoting complex. Gene Ontology annotation, molecular function: protein binding. Lineage: Eukaryota; Viridiplantae; Streptophyta; Magnoliopsida; Proteales; Nelumbonaceae. Gene Ontology annotation, biological process: cell division; protein ubiquitination; anaphase-promoting complex-dependent catabolic process. The record is from RefSeq and is a predicted model, not a curated record.
CACCGUGAUGCACUGCACGACGGAUCGAGUACUCCCGGUGCAUGUUAGCAACGGGUCGAUGCCAAGUUCAAUUUUGGGGUUUAGAACCUUAAGCGCGAGAAUUUCAGAAGAGUAAGAAAUGGGUUCAAAAGAGAGUUGCAGAACCGAGCUCCGAACGGCAAUCCGUCAGCUUAACGAUCGUUGCCUCUACUCUGCCUCAAAAUGGGCAGCAGAACAGCUGGUGGGAAUCGAACAAGAUCCAGCAAAGUUCACACCUUCUCACACCAGAUUCCAGCGCGGGAGUUCAAGCAUUCGCAGGAGAUUCCGUACUAACGAGCUUCCUUCCACGCCCACUGCUGGUGUUUCGUAUAUCACCACUCCAGUUCCAGAGGAAGACGACCUUGUCGACAGCGAUUGUUAUCUUCUUGCUAAGUCCUACUUCGAUUGCCGGGAGUACCGGAGGGCUGCUCAUGCGCUUCGAGACCAGACGGGGAAGAAAUCAGUUUUCUUGCGUUGCUACGCCCUUUAUCUGGCUGGUGAAAAGCGGAAAGAGGAAGAGAUGAUAGAACUUGAGGGACCCUUGGGUAAGAGUGAUGCUGUAAACCAUGAGUUGGUUUCUCUUGAGAGAGAAUUGUCAACAUACCGCAAGAAUGGUACUAUUGAUCCUUUUGGCCUUUAUUUGUAUGGUGUCAUUCUUAAGGAGAAAGGACGUGAGGAUCUUGCACGAACAGUCCUUGUGGAGUCUGUUAAUAGUUACCCUUGGAACUGGAAUGCCUGGUCAGAACUGCAGUCAUUGUGCACCACCAUUGAUAUCUUGAACAAUCUUAAUCUUAAGAAUCAUUGGAUGAAAGACUUCUUCCUUGCCAGUGCACACCAAGGACUCAGGAUGUACAGUGAAUCCUUGUCAAAAUACGAAUAUCUUCAAGGGACUUUUCCUUUCAGCAAUUACAUUCAGGCGCAAAUUGCAAAAGCCCAGUAUAGUUUGAGGGAAUUUGAGCAAGUUGAAGUUAUCUUUGAAGAACUUCUAAGAAAUGAUCCUCAUCGAGUGGAGGACAUGGAUAUGUACUCAAAUGUGCUUUAUGCGAAAGAGAGCUUUUCUUCCCUGAGUUACCUUGCCCACAGGGUGUUCUUGACUGAUAAAUAUCGGCCCGAGUCUUGUUGCAUUAUUGGGAAUUAUUACAGUCUGAAGGGGCAACACGAGAAGUCUGUUGUGUAUUUCAGAAGGGCACUCAAACUGAACAAGAAUUACUUGUCAGCUUGGACUCUGAUGGGCCAUGAGUAUGUUGAGAUGAAGAACAUCCCAGCUGCUAUUGAUGCAUAUCGGCGGGCUGUAGAUAUUGAUCCAUGUGAUUAUCGGGCCUGGUAUGGUUUGGGACAAGCAUAUGAGAUGAUGUGUAUGCCCUUUUAUGCACUAUACUAUUUCCGGAAAUCAGUAUACUUGCAGCCAAAUGAUUCCCGAUUGUGGAUUGCCAUGGCUCAGUGUUAUGAAACUGAGCAGCUUCACAUGCUUGAGGAGGCAAUCAAGUGUUACCGGAGGGCAGCAAAUUGUAACGACAGAGAGGCAAUUGCGUUACACCAGUUGGCAAAGCUGCAUAAUGAACUUGGGCGCACUGAAGAGGCAGCUUUUUACUACAAAAGGGAUUUGGAAAGGAUGGAAGCCGAGGAAAGGGAGGGGCCAAAUAUGGUAGAAGCUUUGCUUUUUCUUGCCACAUACUGCAAAGCACAAAAAAGGUUUGAGGAAGCAGAGGUUUAUUGUACCAGACUUCUGGACUAUACAGGCCCAGAGAAGGAAACAGCAAAGAGUCUUCUACGGGGAAUGAGAGCAGCACAGUCUUUGCCUUCAAUGGAUGUUGAGCAUUUCCCUCCAUGAGAAUUUCAUUCCAAUAUAAAAAAUGAUUGAACACAGGUACAUCCCACCGAGUCCUGGUUUACUGAAACAAAUAUGAUAAAAAUAUGCCAUAGAUCAGAUCAGACCAGUGAAGAAAAUCCAAACGUUGCAUGCUGGAGAGAAACAAUUGCUUCAGAAUCCUUAUUCCAGGGCGGUAACUUGAGCUUUAUAGAAAAUUCAGUCUGAACCCUACAUUCCCACUUGAUCAAGUCUUGUAAGUUACAUGUUUGGAACUCUAUAAAUCAUUUACUAAGCAUUGCUAGUGGUAUACAUAGUAUUCACUUUGGGAUUUGUAGAUAAAAGCAUUUAAAGGUUAAGCAGUAGAACAACUGGCAAUUAUUUAUGACUGAUAACUUUGCUGGUAACUUUUCUUUAUUUGUUUGCUUGAUUAUAUAUUCCUUUUCAGUUGAAUUUGUUAUUAUUUUUCCUCUUUUUCACUAUGUACAGCAAGGAGAUGGUGUUUCUAAUUAGUCAUCAUUCUCUUUGAAUUCUCAAGUUAAUCAUAGAAUUUGAUAUCCAGAAAAAAAUAACAGCUUUGGUGGUUUUUA